AUGAAUAAUAAUUUUGCACAUGCUCAUGGUACAGUUAUGAUAUCGGCUUGGAUGAUUUUUGGUUCAACAGGUGUUUUAUUUGCACGUUAUGGUCGUGUAUUACGUGUUGGAAAUCAACGACAAUUUCUUGGUAAAUCAAUUUGGUUUCAAACACAUCGAUUUCUUUUAUCAUUAUCGUCAUUAUUAAUAUUAUUGGGUUUUUUCUUAAUUAUAAUUUAUAGACGUGGUCAAUGGGUUAGUGUAGCAAUAAAUGGUCCACUAUUAUUUACUCAUUCAAUUGUUGGUAGUAUUAUUGUAUGUUGUAUUAUAUUACAAAUCUGGUUAGCACUUUAUCGUUGUAAUCCCCAUAGUCCUUUUCGUUUUAUAUUCAAUUGGACUCAUCGAAUAACUGGUUCAUUAGCUUUUGGUUUCUCAUUUAUUAAUUUGUUUCUUAUUACAUUUGUAUUAAAACAACAACAUAUUGCUUUAUUGAUUAUCGUUUCAUUGUGGACAAGUUGGAUGAUUAUUAUUGUUAUUUUCUUUGAAUUAAUUCAAUAUCAAUAUCGGAAAGUAUCAGCAUUAAUGGCACGUAAUGCUCGUGUAAGUUAUACUAAUCAAGAAGGUGUCAACGCAAAUGUUCAACCAGAUACAGAAGCAGGUACAAAUCCAACUAUCGAAAAUCAACGUCUUAACAAAGUCAAAUUAUUUUUAUUUCUUAUUCAUAUAAUAAUUAGUAUUGUAUUAUCUAUUCCUCUCAUUAUUAUUAUCUGGAAUCAGAGUUAA
Molecule: messenger RNA, 762 nt
Organism: Adineta steineri
Lineage: Eukaryota; Metazoa; Rotifera; Eurotatoria; Adinetida; Adinetidae
Source: the annotation of a GenBank genome assembly